CGCCCUUGUCCAGGUUAAAACGCUCAACCUCCACCCCGUGCUGACUACAGACCUGCUGGGACUGACGCCUGGUGCUAGAGACAGCUCUCGCCAGCAGCCAGAAUGUCAGCCGUGGUCCUGGAGAACGGAGGCUCCGGCCGAAAAUUCUCAGACUUUGGACAGGAAACGAGCUACAUUGAGGACAACUCCAGCCAAAACAGCGCCAUUUCGCUGAUCUUCUCCCUCAAAGAAGAAGUUGGUGCACUGGCCAAAGUCUUGCGCUUAUUUGAGGAGAAUGACAUCAACCUGACGCACAUCGAGUCCAGACCGUCUCGCGUAAACAAAGACGAGUAUGAGUUUUUCACUCAUCUGGACAAGCGCAGUGUGCCCGCCCUGCCCAGCAUCAUCCAGAUCCUCAGGCAAGACAUCGGCGCCACUGUCCACGAGCUCACCCGGGAGAAGAAGAAGGACACAGUGCCCUGGUUCCCAAGGACCAUCCAGGAGCUGGACAGAUUCGCCAACCAGAUCCUCAGCUACGGCGCAGAGCUGGACGCGGACCACCCGGGCUUCAAGGACCCUGUGUACCGAGCAAGACGGAAGCACUUUGCUGACAUCGCCUACAACUACCGCCACGGGCAGCCCAUCCCCCGGGUGGAGUACACAGAGGAAGAGAAGAAAACCUGGGGCACGGUGUUUAGAACCCUGAAGUCCUUGUACAAAACCCACGCGUGCCACGAGCACAACCACAUCUUCCCGCUUCUGGAGAAGUACUGCGGCUUCCGCGAAGACAACAUCCCCCAGCUGGAAGACGUUUCCCAGUUCCUGCAGACUUGUACCGGCUUCCGCCUCCGGCCCGUGGCUGGCCUGCUGUCAUCUCGAGACUUCUUGGGCGGCCUGGCGUUCAGAGUCUUCCACUGCACACAGUACAUCAGGCAUGGGUCCAAGCCCAUGUACACACCUGAGCCGGACAUCUGCCAUGAGCUGUUGGGCCAUGUGCCUUUGUUUUCAGAUCGCAGCUUUGCCCAAUUUUCUCAGGAAAUCGGCCUUGCCUCCCUGGGUGCCCCUGACGAGUACAUCGAGAAGCUGGCCACGAUCUACUGGUUUACUGUGGAGUUUGGACUCUGCAAACAAGGAGACUCCAUUAAGGCCUACGGAGCUGGGCUCCUGUCAUCCUUCGGUGAAUUACAGUACUGCUUAUCCGACAAGCCGAAGCUCCUGCCCCUGGAGUUGGAGAAGACAGCGGUCCAGCCGUACACCGUCACCGAGUUCCAGCCCCUCUACUACGUGGCUGAGAGUUUCAGUGAUGCCAAGGAGAAAGUGAGGAGCUUCGCUGCCACCAUCCCUCGGCCCUUCUCAGUUCAUUACAACCCUUACACCCAGAGGAUCGAGGUCUUGGACAACACCCAGCAGCUGAAGAUUUUGGCCGACUCCAUCAACAGUGAAGUUGGAAUCCUUUGCAGUGCUCUGCAAAAAAUAAAGUGACGCUAUGGACAGGACACCCGUCAGCUGAGAGUCUGCUGAUGGAAAUCCAGCUACGUCUGUCAUCCAGAAACUCUGAAGAGAAAACCUUAAUUUGAAAUAACAGCUUUAAGUCUCUUUGGGAACAAAAUGGAGGCUUAACAAAUAAGGAAACUAAUCUGAAAUAAUAGUACAUUAACACCUCUUUCAAAAAUAAUGAUGGAUCUUUUAGAGCCCUCUUUGAUUUAGACGUGAUAAUCUCAUGCCUUCCCAUUGGUUGCCGUGGCAGUCUGCUGCAUUUCAUCAAGAUUAAGUAAAAUUUGGGAACUUCUACGUUCAGGUUUCCUUUGUUAAUUGCCAUCGUGAACUCCUAAAGGAGGACACACAGCUAAAUGUGAAAUGUAAAACUUUCAUUGGAAUUGAAUUAUUUUGUUUAAUAUAAAUCUUAAUCUACAAAGUUCAUUUUCUAUUUUCAUUAACUCUAUUCCAAUUAUGGCUUUGUUAUCAUGCUUACAUAAAUUUUCUUUAAUUUGAGAACUCAUUAAAAUAGUUAUGAGCAUUAAAGUUUUAUAGCAUUACACAAUACAUUUUUGUAUGUUUAAUUAUAAUAAUAAGUACUGCUGUGUAAGGCAUUAGGACUUCUCACUUGAUCCCCACAAUUUUCAGUGUCAUUUGCCAAUUAUUUGUGAAGUCUUCUUGGGAACUAUAGACAUAAUUGGUGGAUAUUCAGUAGAUAGUAUUGAAUGAAUAAGUGAAUGCAUUAUUAAAUAGCAAAUCCAUUAGAUGAAUGAGAAUUUUAUGUGCUAGGGAAAAAAAAAACAUUAGUAGUCACAAAAUUUUAGAGUUUCCAAUGCUUAUUGGGAUGAAAUAAUUCUCUCUUUGCUUUAGAAAUGCAUUAGCUGGGAAGUCUUGUGACAGAAGAAAUAAAAUAAGGUUUAGUGUCCCCGAGGGACCCACCGUGAUGGUCAAAAUCACACAUAGUUGGCUUUUGCUGAUUGUGUAAUUUACACAAAAACAUAAAUACUUGAGGUGCAGUGGGAGAGAAUAUCAAUGUCUUCAAAGCUAUGAUUUGAAAUUCUUAUGCUACUUUACAUCUUCUUUUGUAAAUAGCUAAGUCUUAAGAGAUUCACGUGGUAUUUCUUCAACUGUAGUUCUGCAGGGGCAUCAUGUGUAGUAAAUCGAGGCACUACCCCAGCUCUGUUUAUUAAGGUUCUUUAGUUCUGGGGUUCAGACACCUGCAUCUUUAAGUACACCAGAUUAUUUUAGUUUUAAAAUUCACAGCCAAAUUUACCAAGGACAUUAAGAAAACGUGACUUUGAUGAUCAGUCUGCCACUUGCCAAUGAAGUCACCUUGGAUGAGACACUUCCUUUCGUUGGAUCUUGGCUUCAUUCUAAUAAUGAGAGAAUUAAACUAUAUAAAGCAAGGUCCUUAUUGGCCUUAAAGUAUGUCUAAGAUGCUUGAACACCUUUAAAUAGCUGUCACUGAUUGGUUACUAGAGGGGAAAACACCUGCAUAAGUAUGCUGGCUGGAAGGAAGGAAUAAUAAUUUAACCUAAACAUGUCUGAGGUUUCCUUGUUUUGAAGUUGGGAUUUUCAUAUCCUUGCCUAUUUUCUAGUGCCUUUACAGAACCCAGUGAUUUUACAGGCAGACGCAGACCCCUUCCUGUAGCAUUCCUGUAGAUAUAGAGCACUCUACCAAGAGACUCACUCAGUCCACCUUUAGUUCAUGUUAGAAGUUAAUUGUUGACGCUGGAACUUAAGUAUUAGAAAGUAUUUUAGAUGGAACUUUCAGUAGUGAAUUUUUAGUCCCCCAGUGAAGAUGUUUUAAUGAUUUUUGAAGUUGAAGUUUAGGGUGGAGUAAUUUUCAUAGAAAGUAAUUUUCAUUCAUACCGAGUGGAAGAUAAAGUUUGAACAGAAGGAGUAAAUCUGAAGAUUUAUUGUGCAGCAUAAUGACUGUAAAUAACAAUGCAUUGUAUACUUGAAAAUUGCUAAAAAGAUUUUAAUCAUCACCACAAAAAGGGAUAAACAUGAGGCGAUUGAUAUGUUGAUUAGCUUGAUUUAAUUAUUUCACAAAGUAUGCAUAUAUCAAACUCUUCCACACUGUACACCACAAAUGUAUGAAGAUUUUCUUUGUCAAUUAAAAUUUCAAAAAUGUGCUUUUCUGAGAAAUGAAUUUUUUAAGUGUCCAAGAAGAGAAACUAUUAAGGAGUACAUCAUCUGUUUAUUUUCCAGUUUGGCUGUGUGAAUAAAAGGCAGCAACAUUUACCUUGAAUUGCAAUCUUUAUUUUUCCUUAGCUCGCUUCUAGGAAGCAUGUGAUGUCCAGAGAAAGGGAGUGAUCCUUCACUGAGGGGAUUAAAAUUGGUAUGGUCUUUGGAUGCCUAUGCUUUAUUCUUCCCAGAAGAAAUAAAUUAAGGACUAUUUAAUAAAGAAGAAAUAGACUUA
Chinchilla lanigera (long-tailed chinchilla) is the source of this 3880-nucleotide messenger RNA. It is a transcript of the gene Pah, whose product is annotated as phenylalanine hydroxylase. Bases 103 to 1461 code for a protein of 452 amino acids. Gene Ontology annotation, molecular function: phenylalanine 4-monooxygenase activity; iron ion binding. Gene Ontology annotation, biological process: L-phenylalanine catabolic process; L-tyrosine biosynthetic process. The transcript has 13 exons. The record is from RefSeq and is a predicted model, not a curated record. NCBI's taxonomy places the organism in Eukaryota, Metazoa, Chordata, Mammalia, Rodentia, Chinchillidae.